This is a messenger RNA of Mercurialis annua (annual mercury), 1084 nucleotides long. Its product is annotated as mediator of RNA polymerase II transcription subunit 19a-like. Gene Ontology annotation, cellular component: mediator complex. The transcript has 5 exons. The coding region runs from base 144 to 722 and encodes 192 amino acids. Lineage: Eukaryota; Viridiplantae; Streptophyta; Magnoliopsida; Malpighiales; Euphorbiaceae. Gene Ontology annotation, biological process: positive regulation of transcription by RNA polymerase II. Gene Ontology annotation, molecular function: transcription coregulator activity; transcription factor binding. The record is from RefSeq and is a predicted model, not a curated record.
AACACGCUUUGACAUAUAAAUAAAGCUUCUUCCACAUGAAAAAAAAAACAAAAAAAGCUUAUUGAACAGAAUCCAGUGUAAAUUGAUGAACGUCCAGUGAUUGAUGGAGAUAUAAGCCUGCCCUUGUUGUCCUUGUAAACGUGAUGGAUUUUGAAGGCAAGAAGUUUGGAAGUGGGGUGAGGGAGCUGUGUGGCGCCGUUGAUCUCGUAAAUCAAUUCAAGCUUUGGCCUCAUCAUGAAUACUUUUGCAAGAGGUCACUCCCUUUGUCGGUAUCAGGGACUCACUACCUCCAGAAUGUCGUUGGUGACACAGAAAUUAGGAAAGGAGAAGGAAUGGAAUUGGAUCAGCUCUUUCAGAAUACCCUAUAUAUGCGAGAGCGAAAAGCCCACAUGCAUACAUUUGAUUUAGGUGUACUCAGUGAAGCCUUUCAGAUGAGGGAAACUACUCCUGUUAGCCUUCCUUGUGCAGAGAAAGGUAUCCCUACGAAUGACUCUUUAAAACUUGAGGAAAGGAUUCUCAGAAUGCACAAAAAACACAAAAAGAAAAAUAAAGACAAGGAUCGUACGAAGCAUAAACAUAACAAUGAGGAUGGGAGUAAUAAUAACAAGCAUAGAAAAAGAAGCGGGGUGGAACUUGGUCCCAGUAUCAUGAAGCAACAGCAUGACAAGGUUCUUGGACUCUUUGUUCUUGCGUUGCCUCAUUUUUAUGCUCCAAUGCUUUAAUAUCAUGGAGAAACAUUGCCUGGUAGGUUUGCGAAGAGCAAAUGUCACCCUCUACUUCUCUAGAGAUGCAUAAAAUUUUGGAACCAUGAUAUCGGUAUAAGGUUCAAUGUGCACCUCAAGCAAUUUUCAGCAUAAUCACAGCUAUAAAAGACGCAUAAGUUUUAAAACGCAUAAAUAUUAUCAUGUUUGUGUAUUAUUUUCUGUAUGUUGAUUCCAACUUUGAGCUGCAUGCUUGAAGUAAUGAGCCGUGCAUGUGUUUCACUUAAUAUACGUUUUUCGGUAAUUUAUACGGCUAUAUAUUUUGACUUUCAAAUUAGUCUAGUAAUUAGAAGCUGUGAAUAUAUCUUUAAUUUAUCCAUUUU